This is a messenger RNA of Amphibalanus amphitrite, 1554 nucleotides long. RefSeq lists its product as uncharacterized. The coding region runs from base 163 to 966 and encodes 267 amino acids. Gene Ontology annotation, biological process: lipid metabolic process. The transcript has 5 exons. Gene Ontology annotation, molecular function: oxidoreductase activity, acting on the CH-CH group of donors. The record is from RefSeq and is a predicted model, not a curated record. Lineage: Eukaryota; Metazoa; Arthropoda; Thecostraca; Balanomorpha; Balanidae. Gene Ontology annotation, cellular component: membrane.
GCAUUCUGAGUAUUUCUUCAGCAAGGCACAUUGACAUUCCACAGCAAUGCACUUUUUUGGGACGAGACAUGAAAUAAUUUGGCCUAGGGCGAUUAUUGGGCUGUAAAAGCUCCUUAUUUGUUCUUGUCUCAACUCAAGAUAUAGUCGCUAAAAAUCCUCAGAAUGUGGUCGUCAGUUGUGGCCUUCAUCAAAGGCAGCAGCAGUGUCGUGCAGCUGGCCUGCGUCGAUUUUGGCAUCCAAUGGGGCCUUUGGACAGUGUCGGCGGCACUGCACACUGAGAAGUUCUAUGAUCUAGCUGGUUCGUCGACGUUCGCUGCGCUGGUAUACCUGGCGUUCGAUUGGUCUCGCCAGCAGUCGGGGCCGCAGUGGCUGCAGCGGAACAUGGUGCUCGUCUGGGCGGCGCGGCUCGGCCUCUUCCUGUUCGUGCGCGUGUUGAAAGAGGGCGGCGACCGGCGCUUCAACCGGGCUAGGGACAGCCCGGCCACCCUGUUCGCCUUCUGGACCAUGCAGGGUGUGUGGGUGAUUGUGACUCUUCUGCCUACCCUGGUGAUGAUGGACUCUGAGACGCGUCGCCAGCCGUCCACCCAGCACUAUGUUGGCUGGACCAUGUGGGCCGUCGGCUUUGUCUUCGAGGUCAUUGCCGACUAUCAGAAGUCGGUCUUCAGAAAUGACCCGGCCAACAAGGGCCAAUUCAUCGACACGGGCCUCUGGUCCAUCAGCCGUCACCCCAACUAUUUCGGCGAGAUCCUGCUCUGGUUCGGCCUGUACGUGUCGGCGUCAGUCGGCUGGAGCGGCAGGCGCCACCUGCUCGUACUGUGUCCCCUGUUCAAUUACCUGCUCAUCAGUCGACUGAGCGGGGUACCACCUCUAGAGAAGGCGGCCGCCAAACGCUGGGGCUCUGACCCGCGCUACCGGCGGUACGCCUCCACUGUGCCAGAGCUGGUACCGUUCAUUGGCUUCACGUGAGUGGUCGGACGGAGCCGGGUUUAUGUGGGUGAUUCGUGGCGAUUAGGGUUGGGGAAGAGAAUACUGAUUAUAAAUCAGAGAUCGUGAGCAAAGCUCGACUGUCAGGGCCUGUUCAGAGAGGGGCCUCAGUAUCACCUCAGUAUCAAAUGGUAUAUUACUGAAGCGGGCUGUCCAAUGGUCAGUAAUUAUUUUGUAUAUUAUAUACCCUGCCAUGUGAGUUUGUUAAUUUUAACGCCUAUAUGAAUGAUUUCGACACGUAUUCGACGUGAAACAGAGUAAAGGGCGCCUAAGCAGUCUGAGAGGAAGUCCUUUUGCGUGGUGCAUACCUCAGGGUGUCAGCCUAAUGUAUGUUAUAACACAGCUUGUGUGCUGAUCACAGCACCUCCAGAGAUUGUACAAGUGAAAUGACAAUAAGGCAGUUAUCUAUUUGUGACAUGUAUGCCAAGGAUUGUGCUCGUAAAGCUGCUGCUACGCAUCCGAUAGGGCGCUAUUACUCAAAGUUGAACCUGAAGCUAUGCACUUAAUUGACUUCGUUAUGCUUUGCGCCGUCCCGAUUUUGAAAGAUUAUAAUACACGAGUUUUGGGUAA